GGUGAUCGUCAACAUUACCGUUCACUCUGCAGUUUGUCAGACUCAGUCGUGUUCCAAAACUGGUUUUUGCGGCCAACCAUGGAUGAGCACGAGAUUGCAGAGAACGAAGCGGGCGGGUUCUUGUCGAAGACUAGUACCCAAGACUUGCGGUUUCACUUCGAAGACGGGAAGAAGCCACUCUUCUGGAUGGUGGGAAUGAUGGACUGCUUCACAAAUAUUUUCUCGCUCUUCGCCAACAGCGAAAUGAGACCAACAAGAGAGGAAGAUUGGGAAGUGCCAUUUGAGAGCAUCACGGAUAUGAUGUACCUAGGCUCUGGGGCCCAGGGGGUAGUGUACAGCGGCAACCUUAGAGGUGAAAUGGUAGCCGUCAAAAAAUUACGGGAGAAAGAAGAGACCGACAUCAUGCACCUGAGGAAACUCAACCACGACAACAUAGUUCGUUUCCGUGGCGUCUGCUCGGAAGGAGAAAACUAUUGCAUUAUCAUGGAGUUCUGUCAAUACGGGCCACUCUACGACUUCCUUCACAGCGGUGCAUCUUUUACACCCAGACAGAUCAUCAGGUGGGCCAAAGAUAUUGCCCAAGGCAUGGUCUAUUUACACAACCGCAAGAUUAUCCAUCGUGAUCUGAAAAGCCCCAAUGUCCUGGUAGCUGACAACCUUGUCGCAAAGGUGAGUGACUUUGGCACCAGCCGAGAGUGGGACAACGAGAGUGCCGUCAUGAGCUUCACGGGCACAGUGGCCUGGAUGGCGCCCGAAGUGAUCCGCCAUGAGCCUUGCUCUGAGCGUGUGGAUGUCUGGUCUUUCGGUGUUGUGUUAUGGGAGCUGUUGACCCAGGAGAUCCCGUACAAGACCUUGGAGACUCAUGCUAUUCUCUGGGGAGUGGGCACCGAAACUAUUUUGCUGCCAGUUCCGAACAGCUGCCCGGAGAGCCUGAAACUCUUGCUGAACCAAUGCUGGGACCGUGUGCCUAGGAACAGGCCACCUUUCAAGAUAAUUUUGGCUCACUUGGACAUCGCCGGCGCUGAAUUCAGUAGGGUCCUGCCCGACCGUUUUAGCGUGACCCAGGCGACAUGGCGUAAAGAGAUCGAAAAUGAAAUGAAGGAGAUCUAUACGAGGAACAAGGAGAAGUUUGAACAGGCUCAGAAACUGCAGUCGGUUCGUCGCGAGGAGCUGCGCUUGGCUCGCGACACGCGUCUCAUCUACGAGCAGCAGCUCUCCCGCGCCAACGAACUGUACAUGGAGGUCUGCGCCGUCCGCCUCCAGCUCGAACAGAAAGAGAAGCACCUUGACGAGCGCGAGAAAGCUCUGAAACUCUGCCGUUGCGGCCUGCGUAAGACUCUGAAGUACUACCAGCGUCAGAACUCGUCAUCGUCAGACGGUAAGUCUCCGCUCGAGGUCAUCACGGAGGUGCCUCGCCGUCGCAAGCGCCCGGAGGCCCACGUGAUCGUGAGCUACAUAGAAGAAGACGGACAGACGGUCACCACCGUCAUGGAGGAGUGCGAGUGCAUAGACAACUGCAAGAACAACAACUUGGACGUAGUACAGACCAGCGUGGUCGAGAGGAACGGUAACAUUGAAGAGACCACCUGCGCCUUCCCGUUCGGCAGCAAUGACAACUACGCCCCAGGUCAAAUCCCAGAUGUGGCUCACGUCUAAACAGCCUCUGGUCUAACCUCUGUACCAUUUAAUUUCGGUUCACGCAAGAUGGAUAUUCGUUGGCGUGCAGAGGCCCGAUUUUACGUCAAACAUCCCACUUUUUAAGGUUACGUUCGUAAAGGAAAGGAUCACGGAAUUGUGACGAAAGGAUUUUGUUUGUUAAAUAUUUAUUUAUGUCCCUAAAACGAGUUCAGUUUUAUUUUCCCCGGAUCGGAGUUUCGUAACAUAUAUUUCAUGUCUAUCUCAAUGUGUGUAAGGUUAUUACAAAAAAAAAAAACAAUAAAAUAUCAAGAAAACCGCAGCACAAAUAAAUGAAAGUGUUAGCAAAAAAAAAAAUUGUGUUUAUUAGUUUAUAGGAAGUAAUUGAACGUUUAGAUUGCAAUAGUAAGCGAUUUAACUUGAUAACCACAUAAAUAUACUCGUAGUAGUCGUUGGCAGUGACUAAUUGUCGCAUGCAGAUCGCACAUUCGUAUCGUUAUUGUAAUAGCCACAUUUGUGAUUGUUGUUGAUGUACUCCUGCAUUCUAUGCGUCGAUCCUUUCCUAGGACUCUGGUAAUAAAAUAAAAAAAAUAUUAGCCACCAUCAUCAGCGGCCUCUCGAAGACCGUACCAGAGUACAACCAGCCCGUGAAAUUUUCAAAACAGUCGUUCGAUUUUUUUAUACAUCAUCACUUCGUAAGGCUGAUUUUACACAUGUUUAUAUGUAUAUAUAAUAUAUUAUAUUAUAUUAAUCUGUUUAUUUUCAAAGUUUCAAUCACCGAAUGUGAGUCUUAAUGAUUUCAACCCGUAAUUAUAUUUGUACCAAUCAAUUAUAUUUACUUAAGGUUGUUAUUGGUUUGAUUCUGUCUUUCCGAAAAUGCUCUUAUUAUAUGCGACAGGUUCAUUUUGAAAUAUAGAGUGGUUUUUAUUCGAUUCAAACGUAAAUCUGAUUAAAAUCCUGAGAAUAGGUUUUCGCCGGAGACCACAGUAUUGUUAAGAAAUAUAUUUUCACAUUCUCACGGGACGCGGGCUCGGCAGUGUUUUUACAACACAUUCAUUAUAAUUAAAGUUAAGUUUAUUGGAUUCUUUAAAAAAUAUAUAUAUAUAUAGAUUCCACAGUAUUUGCUUAUUUUUCGUAAUUCCUAAAGUGUACUUGAACUUUGAAAAAAUGUUUUAAACCAAAUUUCUGAAAUAUCCUUAAGCGUUUGUUCAAAGUUGCAUUCGAGUAAGACUAGUCUGGUUAAAUUAAGUCUAUUGUGAUGCGAGAGUGAAGCGCUAAGAGUGAUAUUUUUAUAUAAACGUAUGGAGUAAGGAUUUAGCUAUCUCGUGUGUUAUAAGAAUGAAAUGCAAACAUUGCGCAUGCUAGUUUUGGACAUGGAAUGAGAUAAACGUGAUUUUCGUUUAAAAAUUACAAUCGAUACGAAAAAUACCGUUACAGGACGCGCCACACAACUUAUGUUUUAGUUAAUACUCGUAAUUAUGAAGAGAAAAAUUAAUAUGUCAAAAUGUAUUGAAUAUGUUUAUUUUAUUUUUUAUUUCAUCAUACGUUUUAUAUUUUGCAAGUUAUAUCUUGAAUCUAAUGUUUACUAUAUAUACUAAGAUACUUUUUAUAUUUUAUACCAUAUCGAAUAAAUAAAAGAAGUUUGAGGUUCCACAUUAGAAUCUCAGGUAAUGAUCUCUUAAUUCAUUCUAGUCAAAAUUACGCCGAAAUGGAAGCAUUUUUUUUUUAACACCAUCGAGGACACUUGCUUAAGUUUCCCACCCAGUCAUGGUCAGUGUUGCCUAUGCUAAAAAAUGCUAGUGAUUGGAAUUAUUACGGAUUUUAGAUCUUCUCUGGCGUUAAAAAUUAGCGGAACAUUCGCGAAAGAAAUUCACUUACAAAACUGACGAAUCUGUGAAUUUACCUUUAUUCAUCUAUUGUCGCGGACUGGCCUUCUUUCGAUAAAUUGUUUGUUUAUUUUAUUUUUAAAUUCGAAAACGAUCAGCGAACAUAAAUAAUUUAAAAAUUAUUUGAUAAAUAACAUUCCAAUUAAUAUCAUCUUCACAUAAAAAGGGUACAAUUUAAUUCGAAUUUUGAUAUUAUACUUAUUAGACUUAAAUUUAAUAUCGACAACAAAAGUGCAGCAUGAGACAACUUCUUGGAAAAAACUUUAAAUGAAUUAGUUUUACAAUAGUUUUUGAAAGUUUUCGAUGCAUUUUGCUUCGAUUGUACGCAGGGAAUGGUAUUUGAAUCAUUCUUUAAGAUUCUUCUGAUACGAUUAUAUGAUGUACUUUGCGAUAUUCUCUUUUCUCCGAGCGGCUUUUAUUGUAAUCAACUCCUCACUAAGACUUGAUGUUGUAGAAGCCAGGGCUUUAUUCGCGAUCACUUCUCAACUUGAUGAAUGAAUUGGUCAGUAAGGCAUUAUUGUAUCCCGAUUAAUUAAAAACAAACUGAUGUUAUUAAAAUUAUUGAUUAUAAAAAAAUUAUAUGUCCGUGUUUUGUGAUUUUGAAAUGUUACAGACAAAUUAAUAUUUAACGUACAUAUGUAGUAUGUAAUUCGAGUAUGUAAUCACAUCGGCCCUGGCAUUUCAGUAGAUUAGCCUAAUUUAUUAUAAUAUGUCAUUUAAAAAUAUCAAAUGUAAUCUGGUUGAUGAAAUAAAGUUUAAUCUCAAUUUGGGGUGUCUCAUUCGACUUC
Molecule: messenger RNA, 4309 nt
Organism: Bombyx mandarina (wild silkworm)
Lineage: Eukaryota; Metazoa; Arthropoda; Insecta; Lepidoptera; Bombycidae
Product: mitogen-activated protein kinase kinase kinase 12
Biological process (GO): protein phosphorylation
Cellular component (GO): cytoplasm
Molecular function (GO): protein serine/threonine kinase activity; ATP binding
Source: RefSeq, a predicted model, not a curated record